AUUUAAAGCAUGUAUAGCGGCUCUGUUUAUAAGAAAUUUGUCAAUAGGAUUAGCUCAGAAAAACCAAAACUCAAGCUUAAGAGGAAGUUUAACACAAGUGCCAGUGGAGAAGCUUCAACUAUAAAAUUUUGCAAUAAAACCAACAAGGCUUUUCCAAAGAAACUCAUGGUAACAAGGGAAGACUUUAGGUCUGGUAACAUUGAAAAUUCUGGGAGUCAAAGCCCAGAGAAGCGGAUGAAGGCUGCUACAAUUCGUGUCAAUAAAGGUAUCACCACUUGGGAACAGUUCAAUAAGGGUAAAAAUGAUUCCAGAGAAAGCUCCAAAGUCAGUACUAUGAGAGAAGGGAAGAGCCUCACCUCGAAGUUUUCAGAAGAAGCUUCGAAAGAUCAAUUCUUCAAAAACUCAAGAGCCAAAAUAGCCAAAAGCGCAAAGAAGGGGACUAGAACCGAGUCUCAGAGUGUAUAUACUAACUUCAAGGGGCUCUACACUGAGAAGCCUGCUUGGAGGCUCAGAGUGGAUGACCCAACAAAGCAGAUACAUAAAGAUCGGAUCCGAAUGAAAGUCAGGACAGAGAAUCAGAGAAUCAGGGAAGAGAUCGGCAAGCAUCAUCCCAUCAUGCGUGAAGGAUUCGAUAUCGAAGGCUAUUACCACUACUGCUGGAGGCCAGAAGAUCCAUCUAAAUUUGUAGUUAAAUAAAAACAUGAAUUUCGAACUCAACGACCUGAAGAGAAGUAUUGCUGAAUCAACAUACAAGAAAGGACAUUCUAAGAACUUCAGUGUAAGCCAGAUGCUAGAGGAGAGCAAGUCAACCCUCCGGGUAACAGAACCUUACAUCGGAGGGGAGAAAGAGACAGGGCUAAGGAUACAUCGCCAAAGAGAUAAAUCACGUGAACUCAGUCAUCAACAGUUUCAUCGGUCUAGUAAGACCAAGUAUGCUAAGAAGGAGAGUCUUAUUUCAAAGAAGAUCUAUCAUAGGGCUAAUCUCAGUAACUCUAUUGACACAAGUUCGCUCAUGGGAACUUCUACUAUAAAAAUCUUGGACAACAGCAGAUUUGAUACCUUUGAAAAUAAGAUCUCUAAGAAUUGAAGUUUGAAUGUAAAAACAAGGCCAGUGAGUGCUUACACACAUGUGAAUAUGACUAAGAAAACUAGGAUCAUGUCAGGAUCAUCUAAGAUGAAGAACACAGGGACUAGGCCAUCAACUAGUGCAAAGGGUAGUUUUCAGCAGAAGAUUAAAUUGAAUGAGAAGGAAUCCAAUUCCUUCAGGAGAGGACACCAAAGUCCAAAGGAAGGAUCUCGAGUCCUCGAGACUCUUCCAAUGGAUAAAAUCAACUCAUCUGUGUUAGACACAGAGGACGAGUUUAAUCUAAUGGAUGAGGCCGAAGAACAACCAAGACCUAAGACAAGAGAAAAUUGGUUCAAGGAAGAUAACAAGAGCUUUUCUAGAAUCAGUGAAGAGGAGACUGUCACUGAUAAAAACUCCUACGGCCUUAGGCUCAAGCCUAAGUGUAUUAGGAAGAGGUUGAUCAGGAAAGCACUUAAGCAUGAUGUCAAGAAGCUCAUUUCUUCAUAUUUUUAA
This is a messenger RNA of Moneuplotes crassus, 1579 nucleotides long. NCBI's taxonomy places the organism in Eukaryota, Ciliophora, Spirotrichea, Euplotida, Euplotidae. The record is from the annotation of a GenBank genome assembly.